Messenger RNA from Ciona intestinalis (vase tunicate), 1661 nucleotides. NCBI's taxonomy places the organism in Eukaryota, Metazoa, Chordata, Ascidiacea, Phlebobranchia, Cionidae. The record is from RefSeq and is a predicted model, not a curated record.
GAUAACUUUGGUUUUAUUAGGGGAAUCACCAGGUCACAAUUAGUUUGUUUGUUAUUUGGUUUUAAAAAGCUUGUAUUGUUGAAUAAAAUGGAUGCAAGUAAAGAACAUCCACUGGCGUUACGAGUUAUGAGAUUAACAAAGCCAUCAAUUAUAACAUCUGUUCCUGUACUUAAUGACAAAAGUGAUGUUUUAUCGUUAAACCUGGGAUAUUCUUCAAAGAACUUGACUUCAUAUGGAACUGGUGAAACAUUAAUUCUACCACACAGUUUCGGGAACAUAUUUCUUGGUGAAACCUUCGUCAGUUAUCUAAGUGUCAAUAAUGAAAGUGGAACAGAUGUUCUUAAUGUCAGUUUAAUGGCUGAUCUACAAACUGGCUCUCAACGAAUAACUCUUUCGAAUAAAACUCCAAAAGAAAGUCUUAAACCCGGUAACUCGUUAGAUGAAGUUAUCAACCACGAAGUGAAAGAACUUGGAACUCAUAUAUUGGUGUGCACUGUAAGUUACAGUAGAAGGGAUGGGGAACCAAAAAAUUUUCGAAAGUUUUUUAAAUUUCAAGUUCUGAAACCUUUAGAUGUGAAAACCAAGUUUUACAACAUUGAGUGUGACCAAGUAUAUCUUGAAACUCAAAUACAAAACAUAACACCAAACCCAAUAUGUAUGGAGAAAGUUAAUUUGGAUCCGGCAGCGUUAUAUACAGCACAGUCGUUGAACACAAUAUCUUCAAAUCAUGGAGAAUUCAGUUGUCAGUCUUACAUGAAACCAUCUGAAGUGCGCCAAUAUUUAUACUGGUUGAAGUUAAAACCAUCAUGUGCUAAAAAAGCAUUCACUGAAGCAGCUGGUGUGAUAGGUAAACUUGAUAUUGUGUGGAAAUCAAGCCUUGGUGAAAGAGGAAGGCUACAAACAAGUCAACUACAGAGAGCAAUUCUUGGACAGCGUGAUAUUCUUGUUCAAGUUAACCAAGUUCCAGAGAAUCUAAAAGUCCUUCAACCUUUUGAAAUUUCAUGCAAAGUUACAAAUUACAGCGAGCAUGCUAAACAAUUGAUGGUGCAAUAUGAGAACAGGACCAACUUACUAUGGCAGAAUGUAUCUGGUUAUACAUUGAACAAACUUCCAGCUAAGGAAUCUUGUUUCAUUACCAUGUCCUUGCUUCCUACAUCUGUUGGAAUUCAAUCUGUGUCAGGAAUGAAAGUAAUAGACAUGGAGUUGAAUCGAACUUAUGAUUUUGAUGACAUUCACCAAGUUCUGGUUACUACGUGAUGGAAAGAAUUUUAAUCAAACUUUUAUUUAUAUAUUAACUAACAUUAACAUGGGACACCUGGCAUAAACCUAUAUUUUAUGAACAGUUUUAUUUGCUAUGUGCAAUAUCUGAAUAAUUGGUUGUCCUUUAUUGAAAGAUGUAGUACUGUGCCAUCACUGGCCUACAUCAUAUUUCCUGGUGUGCCAAACAGUAGGACUUCACUUAAAAUAAAUGAAAGACAUUGUAACUUGGUGCUGUAACUUUACCCCAAUGCAUGGUUAUAUGAAUACAGUAGCAGAUAAAUUCUGACCAUUUUACUAAAAGUUUUUUGAAAUACAGAAUUGCUUUAAAAAAAAAAACAGUUGCAGAAUCUAUAUAUAAAAUUUUAACUGUUUAAUAAAGACGAAAGUUAUUGUAUGUGUAA